AGUCGCAUACGGUUGUUUCCAUAUGAACGAACAAACUGUUUUUUUAGCGGAGUGCGCUGCUGUGAAAUUUUGAAAGCUCUUUUUGGACCCUUUAAUUUUAUGUAACGGCUGUGCGGCACAUUCAAUAUCCAAGCGAAAGGAGGUCCACACACUCCCCUGGCGCCGCCUGAGCGUGGUCGUCCUGCUCCGCGCUUCUAGCACCAUCACCUCCACCACCACCCCCCCAACCCGUGAAACAUAACGCGAAAAUCGAUUUCGGCUGCAGGCGCAGGAAGAAACUGAAGAAAGUAUGUCCCACGGCGAUGUGGACCCCGAGGUAGAGAUGACAUCGCCCCACCGUAUUCAUGGGGACGCAGGAAGUCACCCAAGGUCGCAGACAUUCUGGAAGCUACAGUGCUGGCGGAGCAGCAUGCUGCUCAUAGUCGGAUUUGCAUUGUGCGUCCUCGCGCCUGGAUGCAGCGCCACGGACACUGACAUCGCUCUGGACGCCAAGGCCACGCUCAAUCACCGCAUCCAGAGCCUGGACCUUCUAGUCUUCGUGUUCCUGCUGGCGCUCACAGUGCUCACAAUUUGGCUUUUCAAACACCAUCGCGUCUCCUGGCUCCACGAGACGGGAUUGGCCGUCAUCUACGGCUUGAUUGUGGGUGCAAUUAUACGAUAUGCCGGCACCUCCGCCACCCUGGUCCACAUGCAGGUGGAGCCUCAGGGAGUUCCAACGUACAGCGAUAAAUUGCCGCCUGAUACUCUUUGGUUUAGGUACCCCGUUAAUCAAACAAAUGGCACAAAGCCGCCAGAGGGAAUCAAGACGUAUGCCUACGUGUUUCGAGGACAGGUACACGAUGUGGAUGAGAACGAAAUCGAUCUUAAGGCAACGUUCGAUCCGGAGGUAUUUUUCAAUAUUAUCCUGCCCCCAAUUAUCUUUUAUGCGGGCUAUAGCUUGAAAAAGAAAUACUUCUUUCGCAACUUGGGUGCCAUACUUACGUUUGCCAUUGUGGGCACGACUUUGUCGGCCUUCCUAAUCGGAGGCUUCAUGUACGGCUGUGUGAAACUGAUGCCAAAGUACUUGAGUAGCAGUUUCACAUUCCUGGACUCCUUAUACUUUGGAGCUCUGAUAUCGCCCACAGAUCCGCUCACCAUUCUAGCCAUAUUCAACGAUCUUAGGGUCGACGUAAACCUAUAUGCGCUAGUCUUGGGCGAAUCUGUGCUCAACGAUGCCGUGGCCAUAGUCCUUAGUGGAGCCAUUCAAAAUUAUGGUGAACACUAUUCCAAUACCGGGGAAUUCGAAACUACAGCUUUUCUACGCUCGUUGAGCGAUUUCUUCUCCAUCUUCUUACUAUCCCUGAUGAUUGGCGCGGCCAUGGGAUGCUUGACAGCAUUGAUGACCAAAUUUACUCGGGUUCGAGACUUUCCUUUGCUAGAAUCCGCGCUCUUCGUGCUCAUGAGCUACAGCACCUUCCUGCUGGCUGAGGCUACGGAACUUACUGGUGUGGUGGCCGUGCUCUUCUGCGGCAUCUGCCAGGCUCACUACACGUACAACAACUUGUCGGAGGACUCGCGCCAAAGGACAAAACAGAUAUUCGAGCUCCUGAACUUUCUAGCCGAGAAUUUUAUCUUUUCCUACAUUGGCGUAUCGAUGUUCACCUUUCCCAAGCAUCAUUUUGACGCCGGUUUCAUUAUAACAGCUUUUAUUUGCGCUGCCAUUGGAAGGGCGGUGAAUGUGUAUCCCUUGUCCUGGCUGCUGAACAUAAAGCGAAAGCCGAAAAUUUCCACAAACUUUCAGCAUAUGUUGUUCUUUGCUGGACUUCGUGGCGCCAUGUCCUUUGCCUUGGCCAUCCGAAAUACAGUGUCGGACGAACGACAGACGAUGCUGACUGCCACAUCGCUGAUUGUCAUCUUUACGGUUGUAAUUCAGGGUGGGGCUGCAAAUUUCCUGCUUAAUUGGUUGAAAAUACCCGUUGGCGUGGACGAUGAGACUGAACAACUCAAUAACUAUCAAGUGCACAGUGUUUACAAUUCAAUGGACAAUUCACAUCCACAGACGUCUGAUGGUUAUUUGCAGGAUGUGGAGGGCGGUGGCGUUAAUCGCAACAAGAUGCGCUUGUCCGGUGGAACAGAUACGAACUUGGACACGCCCGUCGAUGGUACGAAUGGCAGUUUGGGCGGAGCAAGCGGCGGUCGCCGGCGCAACAGCCACGAGAAGGCCAUUCUUGCUAGGAUCUGGGGAAACUUUGAUACCAAGUACAUGAAGCCCUUACUGACGCACUCGCGACCCACUUUGCUGGAGACGCUGCCCGUUUGCUGCAAUCCCAUUGCCAGACUGCUCACCACCACACAGCAACUAACGCAGGAUGGAAGCGAGUUCAGACGCGUGGACUCGGACUCGGACAUUUGCAUAGACAAUGAUACCGGGAACGGUCUCAGUCAGGAUGGGUCCGGAGCGGCACCAGGCGUGGGGCGUCGGAACUCCCUGAGUCGCUCUGUUCACUUGAACGAAGCCAAUCACCUUGCAAACGAACUCAGCCUGGUUGCUAACAAUUUCAUGUAAUCCAAAGAGUGGACCCUAUCUAUUUUUGUAUUUGAUUUAUUUUUGUUAUUUAUAAUAUUUUGUUCGAUUCUGUCUACUUUUCCUUGGUAAACCCAUUGUAACGAAGCACAGACGGAGACCCAGACAUGAUUAACUUAGCCACGAGCCAGUGAAAUUGAAAUCUGAUUAACCAAAGCUUCUUAGAGCACAGCAGUCAGGAAUGUUUGUUUAUAUUGUUCACUUUUAAUUUCUGUAUUUUUCCUCAUAAUCUUAUUUCUUAGAUUCUAACACGCGACUAACCAUGUUGGAGGCGAUCAUCGAAAUGCUUACAUAUAAGUUCAAUAAGUUCUUAGUUUUCUUUUGUUAUUUAUUGAAUUGGUCUCAACUGAAAUCGAAAAUGUGAAAACUGUACAAAUUAGAAUAUUACUUUUCAGUUUAUCCUUGUUUAUGGAAAUGUGAUUCGGAACUCUAGUAAUAAACACAAAUCUGAAAGUUGUUGUGCAACUAUUUAAGAUCAGUAAGGGCACAGAAGCUAUAAAAAUGAUUUCUAUCAUCGAGCUAACGUACACUAGUACCAUACCUUAUAACACGAUAAAUUACAUGCAUAUAUAGCCUCUUUGAUUCUAUUAUUUUUAGAACUUGCCUCUGCAAUUUACCUAGUUUUUCCUAAAUACAUAAAUAUAUAUAUAUAUACACAAGCCAAAUUGAAUGGCCUAGCAAAAGUUUAAUCGCAUACUUAUGGACAUAUUUCCUUCUUCUUAUCUAUUCGACAUCGAAAAAUGUGCUAACAUGUAUAUUGUAAUCGCCCGAAAACCACAAACCAUAUUAUAUUCAGAUGGAGAUUCUGGAGCAUGUCCAAAGUCCGGUGUCGACGAGAAUCCGGCUCUUAGGAUUUUACGGGAAAAAGUUAUAAGGCACAGGCGCAGGCAAACAUAUACUAUUUCAUUUUUGAUGUAUUUUACACAACAUAAACUUAUAGCUUUUUCGUUCUAAGCCAGUUAGUGUAAAUAUAUCGUUUCGAAAACGGACUAAUUGUAUUCGGUUUAGUUUUUAAGUUUCAAAGCUGAUUCACUUGCUGAUCUAUAACAUUUUCCGAUAUUACCUAGGACCCUCCUAUUUCUUACUAUAUAUACGCUGUAUUUAAAACAAAGCGAAGCUCUCUGAAAAUAUUAAUUGUUGUGCUGUUAAUUUUUAAGUCAAAACCAAAAUAAAUAAAUAAAAAAUU
Drosophila melanogaster (fruit fly) is the source of this 3749-nucleotide messenger RNA. RefSeq names its product Na[+]/H[+] hydrogen exchanger 3 (gene Nhe3). NCBI's taxonomy places the organism in Eukaryota, Metazoa, Arthropoda, Insecta, Diptera, Drosophilidae. The coding region runs from base 410 to 2545 and encodes 711 amino acids. The transcript is spliced from 15 exons. The record is from RefSeq and is marked reviewed. Gene Ontology annotation, biological process: proton transmembrane transport; sodium ion transport; sodium ion transmembrane transport. Gene Ontology annotation, molecular function: sodium:proton antiporter activity; antiporter activity. Gene Ontology annotation, cellular component: plasma membrane; recycling endosome membrane; membrane.